Pseudovirgaria hyperparasitica is the source of this 1071-nucleotide messenger RNA. RefSeq lists its product as uncharacterized. The coding region runs from base 1 to 1071 and encodes 356 amino acids. The record is from RefSeq and is a predicted model, not a curated record. The transcript has 3 exons. Lineage: Eukaryota; Fungi; Ascomycota; Dothideomycetes; Acrospermales; Acrospermaceae.
AUGUCUACAUCACAUAAUCGUCAGGAGCUGCAUGAAGAAAUCACACCUCCUUCAAGCUUCGUCUUCGCCCCUUUGACACCGCCAUCUAGCGGGAAGAAACCUUUCGUCCAAGCUGGGAAAAUAAUCACGCUUUUCAAAACCAUUCGAGCUGGCAAGCACAUUAAGCAACCUCCGUGGUCAGAAUUUCAGCUUUCGCCUACAGAGCGUACCGAGAUUAAUCGACAAUUGGACCAAGACGAAGACCUGAGAGGGUUCGUCGAGUAUAAGAUACGAUAUGAUUUUGAUGCAGCAAAUGAUCUGCUUGUAGUUCGCAUGCCUACAGCUAUCCAUGAACUGUUCCUUGCUCGUGUUGAGGAAGCAAUCCACAACCAGCUUAAAUCAAUCUACGCGGAAUCGACUAGCCGAAGCACCUUUGCAAAGAAAGUGAAGAUAGCUCGAUCUACGCGAAUACACCUCCCGAAUGACAAAGAUCCAGAUGGUAUCCAAUCAAAAUAUGAGCCCGAUACCUCUUUCUGGCAUGAUGACGCAGAGUAUCCUGGCGUUGUAAUCGAAGUUGCGUACUCGGAGAAAAGAAAACAUUUAACUUCACUAGCCGAUGCAUACCUUUUGGACUCGGACGCAAAUAUACAGAGCGUCGUAGGGCUUGAUAUUGAAUACGGCGAGAAGCGGUCACGCAAGGCCACUUUGUCAGUAUGGCGAACUCGCAUAUUCCAUACAGCUCAUGGGGAUGAAUUACGAGCAGUGCAGGAGAUUGUGGAUGAGGCAUUCCGUGAUGAGCAAGGGAACCCUACCAAUCGACCAGGCCUGCAGCUCCACCUCAGCGAUUUCGCCAACAAAGGGCUAGUGAGAGACCAAAUUGGGACUCAAGACCAAGAUUUGGUUGUUUCUACCAAAGAGCUUUGCCAAUUUCUCACCGAUGCAGAAGAAAAAGUGCACCAGCUAGGUUCACUUAGUAAAGACUCUUUAGCUCCCGGCGUUACAAAGAGGAAGCGAUCUGAAACACCUCCAGAAGAACUUAGCUCUAGUGACGAAGCGAGAUACGUCGAGGAAGAGGAGAGAGCAGUAAAGUGA